AUGCAAGACUGGAAACAUGCAUCCACACCUAUGGAGAAAGGGUUGAAGCUGACAGCCAAAUCGAUUUCACUUGUUGUGAAUGAAUCAGCAUUCAGGCAACUAGUGGGUAGUCUCAUCUACCUUACUGCUACUAGACCCGGUCUCAGUUUUGCAGUGAACUACAUUUCACGCUUCUUGACAGCCCCCAAGGUUGAUCAUUGGGUAGCAGUGAAGCAUGUGCUGCGUUAUGUGAAGGACACUUCUCAUUUUGGUCUUAUGUACAGCAGAAGUCACAAUCCUAGACUCGUUGGUUUUACAGACUCAAAUUGGGCAAGUUUCGUUGAUGACAAAAAAUCAACAUCUGGGUAUGUUUUCAGUUUGGGAUCUAGUGCAAUCACAUGGACUAGCAAGAAGCAGCACGCAAUGGCUCUUUCAUCAACAAAAGCAGAGUAUCGAGGAACAGUUAAGAACUUGUGA
This is a messenger RNA of Cryptomeria japonica (Japanese cedar), 456 nucleotides long. RefSeq names its product secreted RxLR effector protein 161-like. The coding region runs from base 1 to 456 and encodes 151 amino acids. The transcript has a single exon. Lineage: Eukaryota; Viridiplantae; Streptophyta; Pinopsida; Cupressales; Cupressaceae. The record is from RefSeq and is a predicted model, not a curated record.